AUGACUGAGCUCAAUGGAAACUCAGAGGGAGGACGGAGAGCCCCCAGUCAGGUGUACAGCAGGUCUCUGGAAACUCCGAGGAGGUAUCCACUUCCCCCAAAAUGGGAAGGGGCUGACAGGGCCGGCAGCAUCUCCAGCAAGUAUGUCAACCCACCAGAGAAUGAGCAGCAGCCCAUGAAGGUGAAUCCACCUCAAGACUGUCAAGAGACAGUGGGGGUAGAUCCACCUCAAAACCAGUUGCAGCCAGUGCAGGUGGAUCCAACUGAAUCAAGCCUCCUUGGGCAUUGCACCGUCCUGGCCCAGCUGCCUCCAGCAUCACGGUGCCCAAAGUGCCGAAGGGCUGUCGCAGACUUCCCGGGACCACCAAAACCUCUGGCUCCAAACAAGCAGCACCAACCCUGCUGGCGAUGCCGGCUGGAACUGAUCCCAGCCGCAGCGGCUUUGGAUGGGGCCUCAGACGCACCUGGCUGCCCAGCUGCAGCUGAACCCCGCUGUGCCGGCUCCUCAUCCCGCCCCUCAGGCAAGGCGGGCACCUCCUCUGCCCUCAGCCCUGCGGCUAGGCGAGGAGCGUUUGCCAUCUGCCGCCGCCAGCCGCACUGCGCCGCCGGUAAACCGUUGGGGACCUUCGGAGCCCGCCAGAGAGAGCCAGAGCCUGCCAGAGGGCGCCAGAGCCCACCAGAGAGCGCCGGAGCCCGCCAGAGGGCGCCAGAGCCCGCCAGAGAGCGCCGGAGCCCGCCAGAGAGCGCCAGAGCCCGCCAGGGAGCGCCGGAGCCCGCCAGAGAGCGCCGGAGCCCGCCAGAGGGCGCCAGAGCCCGCCAGAGAGCGCCGGAGCCCGCCAGAGAGCGCCAGAGCCCGCCAGGGAGCGCCGGAGCCCGCCAGAGAGCGCCGGAGCCCGCCAGAGGGCGCCAGAGCCCGCCAGAGAGCGCCGGAGCCCGCCAGAGAGCGCCAGAGCCCGCCAGAGGGCGCCAGAGCCCGCCAGAGAGCGCCAGAGCCCGCCAGGGAGCGCCGGAGCCCGCCAGAGAGCGCCGGAGCCCGCCAGAGGGCGCCAGAGCCCGCCAGAGAGCGCCGGAGCCCGCCAGAGAGCGCCAGAGCCCGCCAGAGAGCGCCGGAGCCCGCCAGGGAGCGCCAGAGCCUGCCAGGGAGCUUCGGAGAUGGCCGCGGAGCCUUGCGGAGCUGUGA
Molecule: messenger RNA, 1179 nt
Organism: Pogoniulus pusillus (Red-fronted tinkerbird)
Lineage: Eukaryota; Metazoa; Chordata; Aves; Piciformes; Lybiidae
Product: basic salivary proline-rich protein 2-like
Exons: 1
Coding region: 1-1179 (392 amino acids)
Source: RefSeq, a predicted model, not a curated record